Mesorhabditis spiculigera is the source of this 2751-nucleotide messenger RNA. Lineage: Eukaryota; Metazoa; Nematoda; Chromadorea; Rhabditida; Rhabditidae. The record is from the annotation of a GenBank genome assembly.
AUGAGUUGGCGUCGCGAGUAUUCGGGCGGAGGUCGCCCACCCGGCUGGCUGGGCGACGCGGCUUCGCUCAAUUUUCCGAGUCAAAGCCGUGGGCUUGGCGGCAGGCCGCUGAGCUAUUUGGCUGCACAACAAGGCGGAGGACAUCCAUUUCAUGAGGAGCACCACGAAGAUGCCGUUCCGAUGGAUCAUCAUGGUCGCGCGUCGGCGCUCAAUUUUCCGUCGACUUAUCGGGCGCGUGAAGGCUUCUCCCGGGACACCGGCCUAAUGGAAGACGCCCUUGCUCACUCGCUCGAAGCGGAAAGUCUGAUCCCAGGCGCGCGGCCGAUCCCAGCCCAACCACCUCGUCCAGCCUCAGUUGCCGGACUGGGCCUUAGGCAUGGUCCCUCUCCUCCCGCUCCUCCCGCCGGCCAGUUUAACAUUUGGACGACGAACAGCGGUGGUGGUGUUGGUGGGGCUCAGCGGCAAGGAGGAGCAGGAUCCCCUGCUGUUACUUCUUCUCCGCUACGCGACACCCCGCCCUCUGCCGCCCUCCGCGAGCUGCUCAAUCGAUACCCGUCGGCCAGACAGAACGUGCUCAACUACUCGCGGGUGGCUGGAGACGAUAUUCAAGACCGUAGUAGUCGCUCGGACUCGAAUUCUGUAUUCCGACCUAAUUUUGAACCUGAUCAGGGUCGAUUCUCACCUAAUUCCAAUCAGCACUACAAAUCCGGGCGAAACUACGAGCUACAACCCGGCCACUCUGAUACGGGGAGAUUUUCGCCGAAUUCAAAUUCUCGUGCUCCAGUGAACUCUGGCCGUUUCUCACCUCCGGGGCGGCACUACGAGCCACAACCUGGACGACUAGAAACCGGAAAUUCUGAUUCUUCGGGACGUUUUUCACCGAAUUCCACUCAAACUACAAACUCCAUAUACCAAAAACAGCCUCAAAACGCUGGGUAUCGACAGAGUACUAGUAGAUUUGAAUCCGGAAAUCCUCAAGAUCUCCCCACUUUCUUCCAGAAAACGUUAAACUCUGGGCUAUUCGAACCGGAAGCUCGGACUGCCGUAGCUGCACCUCAUUUUUUCGAGAAAUCACUGCAAACUGGGCUUUUUGGGCCUCAGAAUCUCUCUCAAGAGCCCUAUUCCACUCGUCAAGUGUAUCAAAACGUACCUUACAAUUCUGGUACCCAAGUUCCAACCGGUACCCUCCAAUUCCGUCCUACUACUGACGAACGGGGUUUUCCAACGGUUGAACUAACCGGCCCGAGGAGAACGACCUCACUUCCGGUUGACGAAUUUGGGGACGAGCUCCGCCGAUUUAAUCAGCUCUCAAAUUCCUAUCACGAAUUUUCCGAAAAACCGCAUUGGCGUGAAGAGCGGGGUUUUCACACGCUACCCAGGAAUUUUGAAGAGCCGAAGUACCAUCCGGGAGUGACGUACAGGGAGACGGUAACUACUGAGAGAUCCAACGGAGCUGGGCCUACGAUAAGGGAAACCCGUACUGUGGCGGAUUACGGUAGCGGACCACAAACGACUGUGGUAAAAACGACGGUACCGGGGAGACAGCCUGGGAGCCAUACCCAAAACGGUUUUGCGACGCAACAAGCCCGACCGGGUCAGCCCCAAAAUUUCUCUUUGGACGCUUUUGUGGAUGAGGUGCUGGGGGACGACAUGAAUCGCUCGACGAAUCAGUGGCGGAACAAUUUUGCGCAGGUGCAAGAGAAGUUCCGCGGUGCCGAAGAGUCCAGCCCGUCGCCAUCAUUCCCCUACGUUAAUGGACAAAAUGCCACUCUGGCCAAAAGUCCCUCCCACCAUGAAGUUCAACAACAUUCGGGCAUUGUCCCAAGAGACCAGAACGAUACCCCAGAAUUCCGGAAAUCACCCCAAAUCACCCAAUAUUGGGAGAACACGCUCCGCUCCACCACGCCAAAUCAGAAUGGGAGAAUGUCAGCUGCGGAACGCCUACAAAUGCUACACGAGGAUCCAAAUGACCCGCCCAGAAUCCCGCAGCGGAUGGGAUCCAGUGAAGCGCUAGCAGCGAGAAAGCUCCAAUUCCAACGGGAAAUGGAGAGGACCCAGAGUCCGCAGCCCUACAAAUUCCAGCCGAUACGUAUUCAUACUAAUGGCGGUCCAAAUUUUGCUACGUUAGAUUCAAAAACAGCUGGUGUAGCUAGAUUCCCACUUGAGGAAUUUACGUUAAGUCCUCCUCGACCACGUCCGAAAAUCCAUUCUCCAUCUCCAGAUCAGCUCUCGGAAUCAAGUAGCGUCUACCAGAUGCCUUCUGGUCUCCCUCACCCAAAACCGAAACACAACAUCAAGGAGCAAAUCUACUACGCAGGACUUCAGCAAAAUACCUUGCCGAGAAGUGGUCUAAGAACCUCCCCGAAUUUCCCGGCCCCUAGCGUCGGGAGCGUGACGAGCAGGAUCACGGAGUUUGAGGGAAGACCCGGUACUCCUACACUGCAGCUCGGAGGAGCAGCUUUCCAAAAUGCCCAGGAGCGAGAACCGGGGCCACUGAGCCCGAGAACAACGGUAUUCCGGAAUAACCAGCCUGUCAUUAAUAUGGAGAUGGGGAACUCGGGGAGGUCGACCCCGAUCCCGACAAUGUUUGAAUUCGCGCAACCGGAGAUUAGGAUGGAGCACAGGCAGCAUCAACCGCAGUUGCCGCAGCAACAUCAGCAAUUUCAUCAGCAGCAUCAACAGCAGCAACAGCAACAUCAACCGGAAGUGCAGCGGCACCCAGUCUCCGCUCACAUCAGUCUUUUCUUCCUC